Messenger RNA from Notolabrus celidotus (New Zealand spotty), 5173 nucleotides. Its product is annotated as transducin-like enhancer protein 1. The record is from RefSeq and is a predicted model, not a curated record. The transcript is spliced from 20 exons. Gene Ontology annotation, biological process: negative regulation of canonical Wnt signaling pathway; regulation of DNA-templated transcription. NCBI's taxonomy places the organism in Eukaryota, Metazoa, Chordata, Actinopteri, Labriformes, Labridae. Gene Ontology annotation, molecular function: protein binding; transcription corepressor activity. Gene Ontology annotation, cellular component: transcription regulator complex; nucleus. The coding region runs from base 793 to 3114 and encodes 773 amino acids.
GCUGUGAUUGGUCCACUGCCGCUUUGUGGGCCGGGCUCUAGUUUCGGUUAGCUGGGAGCGUGAAACCGCGUGAGAAAGUUGCCAUUGAGGUAAAGCAGAGCUGGACGGAGGAUUGUUGCAGCCGCUGAGGGAGUUGCUGCAAAACUAACAACAUAUUUCCUGUUUUUUUUGAUGUUGUUGUUUUCUCGUGAUAUCUCUUUUUGAGUGCAGGUUUGCCUUUCCAACUCAGGAGGGAAGUAACAUUUUGUUUUUGUUGACUGUUCAACCUCCAGCAAGCGACCGCGGCGAGUCAAGUGGGAACUCUUCACUGCAAUUAACUUGUGCUGGAUUUGUUUCUGAUGCUCUGACUCUCAGAGAGCCCACAGUGUGCGGCUGUGGACGGGCUUCAGUUAUUUUCCUGUUUGUUUGUCUUAUUCCUCGCACUCGGACUACAUCGGAUUCUACACAAAACCACGCGUGGAGCGAAAGAAGCGUCUCCAGCCUUUUCAAUCCUCACCUGGUUCUUACCCUCGACCCCCCUCCUGCUGGUAGCCUCCAGCUAAUGAUCCGUUUCCCGUGUUUUUCCGGUUGAUUGGAGGAGAGACCCAGAUCGGAGCAGGGAUCCACAUUAACGGGCUGUGGACUCGAACGGUCGGGUUUUUGUUACAAAUUAACGCCGGCUGGUCCGACUAACAGCGUCCGAUGGAUCCGUCUCCGUGAUCUGGAUCAGCUCACGUCUUCUCUGUACCCUCAUUUGAUCCCCUCAUAACGGGGGUUUAGGAAGGAAGCGGUCACAUCCUCCUGGUGAAAACCAUGUUCCCCCAGGGGCGACACCCGACGCCCCACCAGGCUCCAGGCCAGCCCUUCAAGUUCACCAUCCCAGAGUCAUUGGACCGCAUCAAGGAAGAGUUCCAGUUUCUUCAGGCACAGUACCACAGCCUCAAGCUGGAGUGUGAAAAGCUGGCGAGUGAAAAGACGGAGAUGCAGAGACACUAUGUCAUGUACUAUGAGAUGUCCUAUGGCCUCAACAUUGAAAUGCACAAACAGACUGAGAUUGCCAAGAGACUAAACACCAUCUGUGCACAAGUCAUUCCCUUCCUCUCACAGGAGCAUCAACAGCAGGUAGUUCAAGCUGUGGAGCGAGCCAAACAGGUGACCAUGGCAGAGCUCAAUGCUGUCAUCGGGCAGCACCUAUCCCAUAACCACGGUGGUGCACCUGUGCCCCUCACCCCUCACCCUGCUGGCCUCCACCCUUCUCAGCUGGGUGGUUCAGCUGGUCUCCUGGCUUUGUCAGGAGCGCUCGGGGGGAUUCCUCCCCAUCUGAUGGGAAAAGAUGUUGGAGAUAAAAAGCCUCACCUGUCUGGACCUGACUCGCACCCUGCAGGACCUGAGCACCUGAGAGAGCGAGAGCCUGGCACAAGUAACUCAUUGCUGCCAGAAAGUCUUAGGAAUUCAGAUAAGCGACGAAACGGACCCGAGUUUCCAAAUGAUACCAAGAAACGCAAGGUUGACGACAAGGACUCCAGCCACUAUGACAGUGACGGGGAGAAAAGUGACGAUAAUUUAGUGGUGGAUGUCUCAAAUGAGGAUCCUGCCUCCCCUCGUGGCACACCACUCCCCUCCCCGAGAGAAAAUGGACUGGAUAAAGCACGUCAUCUCAAGAAAGACCCCUGCAGUCCAGCUUCUACUGCAUCAUCAGCUAGUUCUUCCUCCCUCAAAUCCAAAGAGAUGUCAAUGCGAGACAAAGCAGGUACACCCGGGCUUAAGUCAAGCACACCUACACCAAGAGGGGACUCAACACCUGGUCCAAGUUCUACUCCAGGGAUCCGACCUAGUCUAUCAAAACCGCCCACAAUGGAGUUACCACAUCCACCAACAGCAGGUUUGCGGACCCCCCUGGCUGUUCCAGGUCCAUACCCGGGUGCGUUUGGUAUGUUGCCCCACGCAGCAGGGAUGAAUGGAGAUCUGGCCAGUGCUGCUGGGGCUGCAGCCUAUGCUGCCGGACUGCACAACAUGUCACCUCAGAUGAGUGCUGCUGCUGCAGCAGCUGUGGCUGCUUAUGGCCGUUCACCAAUGGUUGGUUUUGAUCCUCAUCCUCACAUGCGAGUUCCUGGAAUGCCUCCCAGUCUGACAGGAAUCCCCGGUGGCAAACCUGCUUACUCCUUUCACGUGGCGGCUGAUGGGCAGAUGCAGCCAGUUCCGUUCCCCCCGGAUGCCUUGGUGGGCCCAGGGAUUCCUCGCCACGCCCGACAGAUCAACACGCUGAACCAUGGAGAGGUGGUGUGCGCAGUUACCAUCAGCAACCCCACCCGACACGUUUACACUGGAGGGAAGGGAUGUGUUAAGGUGUGGGACAUAAGUCACCCAGGAAACAAGAGCCCAGUGUCACAGCUUGACUGUCUGAACCGAGAUAACUACAUCCGCUCCUGUCGUCUACUUCCUGACGGCCGGACGCUGAUUGUGGGAGGUGAGGCGAGCACACUGUCAAUCUGGGACUUGGCCACGCCUACCCCCAGGAUUAAGGCAGAGUUAACAUCAUCAGCACCAGCAUGUUACGCUCUGGCCAUCAGCCCGGACUCCAAGGUCUGCUUCUCAUGCUGCAGUGACGGAAACAUUGCAGUGUGGGAUUUACACAACCAGACACUGGUUAGGCAGUUCCAGGGCCACACAGAUGGAGCCAGCUGUAUUGACAUCUCCAACGAUGGCACCAAGCUGUGGACUGGAGGCCUUGAUAACACAGUCCGCUCCUGGGAUCUGAGAGAGGGGCGACAGCUGCAGCAGCAUGACUUCACAUCACAGAUCUUCUCUCUUGGCUACUGUCCGACUGGAGAGUGGCUGGCUGUGGGAAUGGAGAGCAGCAACGUCGAGGUCCUUCACGUCACCAAGCCCGACAAAUACCAGCUUCAUCUGCAUGAAAGCUGUGUACUCUCCCUGCAGUUUGCCUACUGUGGUAAAUGGUUUGUGAGCACAGGAAAGGAUAACCUACUGAAUGCAUGGAGAACACCGUAUGGAGCCAGCAUAUUCCAGUCUAAAGAAUCAUCAUCUGUGCUAAGCUGUGACAUAUCUGUGGACGACAAGUACAUCGUCACCGGUUCAGGGGACAAAAAGGCCACUGUGUAUGAGGUCAUCUACUAGAAAUACUGGAAGAAUACAAAGACAUUUUUCUCUCCCACAUGACCAUGAUAUUUCUAGAAACUUCCACUUGGAGCCAGAAAUUGCAGUUUAAGAGUGACCAUGGGGGCACUUUUUUGUUUUUUUGAUACAUCUGCAAAGAAAGGAGGAAAACACAUCUACUGUGCCUGGGUACACCGCUGCAUGUCAAUGAGGAACUAAUUGCAACAGGAUGUUAGUGAAAGGGGAGGAACCGUUUGGAUGUUGGUGUCUCUACAGCUUUCUGCAAUGGACCACGGUGGGAUCAGUUGCGGGACCUGACAAUGACUUAACCAAAAGGCACGCUGUGCUGUUUGACUGGAACUAACUCUGCUGGACAUCGGAUUCUCAAACACUCUUGAUCAGGUGUCACCUUCCUGGAAAGAACCCUCAAACAAGGUGGUUGAAUAUGUGGACUAAAUGCAGACAGGGAAAUGUGGACACAGAUUGAGAAAAUGAUGGAAAGGUGAAGAAAGAACACAUUUACACGAUGGAGGAGAUGUUGGCCUGUGUUUUGCUCCGGACAGAUAAUGCCCACAGCCUGCCGUUCUCUCAGCUCUGACUCUCUGACCUUAGAACCUCAGCUUGCUGUUCUGAUACGCCUACACUGUCUGAAAAGAACCUUUUCUGUCUCAACAGUAAGUCCUAUCCUCAUCAGCUGCGCAGUAGUAACUGUGGUAGCCGCCCACCUACAUGCUUAGUACACACAUUAAAUACCUUCAUGAAGGAUUGAAACAUACCAGUGCCCAUGUUUAUUGUCAAGCAUCAUGCUGUUGUUGAUUUUUUUGUGAUUGGAUAUUUGAUCCUGAUCACAAUUCAAAGCUUAUUUUCAGAAAUUGUCUUUGAUGUACUUUGUAGAAAAACUAGCUUACCAAACCAAACAGGAGAAUAUAAUUUAGAUUUUAUUCCAAAAGUCUUAACUCCAGUUUAUGAUUCUCCUCUCUCUCAUGUGAUGGUUGAAAGGCCAAUUAAUGGAACCCUGAAGGAAAUAAAAGUUUUAGUGAGUGAAUUAAUACUUGAAAUAUAUUCCCAUACUUCAUGGGCAUCUCAAUGCUUUCAUACUGGAGUUUCUUUAAACUUCUUGGUCCUUGUGCUCCAUAUUUAAACUGGAGUGCGUGUCAGCAGCUUCGUGAUUGAACCCAAGUUCUCUCACAUGAUAACUUAAUUGACAUUUUUGAGUCUAUUAAUAAUUAUUCAAAUGGAUAUAACUUAAGAUUUACUAGUAGCCUUGAAAAUAGGUUUAAUAACGAAGCCAUGUCCCCUGCUUGUAUUGUAAUGCAAUUAAUUUUCUUAUGGUCUCUUUCAAAAUUCGUUCCUUGGAUGAGGUCAGUACAGCUGAAAAUGAAUGCUCUGGAAUCAGUGUUCCCCCCUUACUUGAAAUAAAGGUUACUAUCAUCACUGUUUUAUUUAACCCUGCCUUUCUCCCUCUUUAAAACACAAGAUGUCUUAUAGAAGGUUAGUCAUCCUUCAUAAUGAUACCUACUUUACUAUUAAGAAAUCCUCUCUACAAGUACUACAUCAAAUUAAUGUUUGAACAACUAACAACAUAAAUAAAACAAAGCUCACCUUACAAACAGAAUUGCCUUUAUGCUUAAAUUCAAUUAUGUGUCUGCUAAUAUUUCGAUGUGGAUCAUAUGUGAAAUUGCCUUGAAAAGUACAAUUGUGUUAGGUUGUCUUUCACUUAGAGAACAUUUCAAACUACAACACAGAUGAAGUUAUUUGUCAGGGAUUGUCCUCAAGUGAAGGGUAUUACAGAAAUGGUCAGGUUUUUUUCAGCUUCAGGAAGGAGUCAGUCAGUUUCAGCCAUUUUAAACUUGUUCAUUUCAUGAUAUUGUGCUGUUUUUUUUUAUCUGUCUCUUGAAUGUUUGUUUGUAAAAAUGUAUAUAUGUUUUUUUUUCUUACAGGACAUGCUUUAGAAAUAACUGUUUUUGUACGUCUUUUACAUGGAAAAAAACGUCUAAUCAGGAGAAAUACUGAAUGGUCUUAAUGCUAGCUAAUCUAAAAUGAUUAAAAAAUCUAGACAAUAAAUGUGUUUUUUUGUAAA